AUGGUCCAGAUAGAUGAUAAUUACCCAACGCCAACAUCUGUCUCUCAAAAAUCCACUGUCGCCCUGUUGGUAAGACCCAGUCCAUCCAGUCGCUCAGAGAAACCAACGCCAAUCCAAUCUGGAAUUCUUGAUACCAACCUCCACCUAGGAUUUCUUGGACGUCACCUUCUCCAAGGUCUUCCAGCCAGAUACACCUCCCAAGAUGCCUCUCAGCCCUGGCUGCUCUUCUGGUCUCUCCAAAGCCUGAGCUUACUCAAAGUCGAAUUAGACCAAGGCAACAAAGACAAGGCCGCUGAAGGCAUUCUUGCGAUGCAGAACCCCAACGAGGGUGGAUUCGGAGGUGGACCAGGCCAGGCAGCGCAUUUAUUACCAACAUACGCGGCUAUCUGUACAUUGGCUAUUGUUGGUGCCCCGGAUCCAUCAUCGAAACCUGAUAGUGACAGCGUCAAGUCGAUUACGCCGUGGACGCGGAUCGACAGGCGUGCGUUGUAUAGGCUAUUUCUCUCCUUAAAACACCCAGACGGCUCGUUCCGCGUAUCGUCGAAUGGAGAAGUCGAUGUGAGGGGUGUGUAUUGUUUGUUGGCUGUAGCGAAAUUGUUGAAUAUGAUGACUGAGGAGUUGGUUAGAGGGACAAAAGAAUGGGUGAGAGGAUGUCAGACGUAUGAAGGCGGUUUUGCUAGUGCUGCGAUAGGUAUCGGCGAGGGUCGGUGGGCUCCGUUAGGUGAAGCUCACGGAGGGUACACGUUUUGUGCAUUGGCUGCUUGGGUUUUGCUCGAACUCGAGUUCCCUUCCUCAUCAUCAUCAUCGGAAAAGAAAUUGAACUUCAGGAACCUCCGACGAUGGCUAGUCCAAAUGCAGGGUGGGGAGGAUGAAUUAUACGGAUUCAGAGGAAGAACGAAUAAGCUGGUGGAUGGAUGUUAUUCAUGGUGGGUUGGUGGGUGUUUUGCGCUUCUAGACAAGCUGGAAGAACGCGAUGGAGAUGUGAUAUGGAAUCCUGAGGGGCUGAAAGAAUAUAUAUUGUACGCUGCCCAACAUCCAGCUGGUGGAUUGAGAGAUAAGCCUCCGAAGUCACCAGAUAUGUAUCACACACUAUAUAAUCUCGCAGGGCUUUCAUCUGCCCAAUACGCAUCUCAACCACAAACAUCCUCCCCUACUUCUUCGGAUCAAUCAUCACCAUCAUCGUCCUCUUCUGAAUCGCCAGCACCCGCACAAGGGGCACCCUCCGACUCGUCCAUAACAUCAUCAACACCUUUAUCUUCAUCCUCAUCCUCCUCCACCGUUUCUGAUUCCGCUUCGUCUACACAAGCGCAACCUUCCUCGACUCCCAGAGCAACACCAACCACGCCGAAGACUGCUGCUUCUCUUCCUCCUGCCAUCACAUUGAAUGGCACCGACCCGCUGUUCAACCUAACCAAAACUCAUGCGGAGGCGAUGAUGAAGUGGUUCAGGGAGGAGGAGAGGGAAGAUUUUCGGUAG
Lentinula edodes (shiitake mushroom) is the source of this 1476-nucleotide messenger RNA. Its product is annotated as terpenoid cyclases/protein prenyltransferase alpha-alpha toroid. The record is from RefSeq and is a predicted model, not a curated record. NCBI's taxonomy places the organism in Eukaryota, Fungi, Basidiomycota, Agaricomycetes, Agaricales, Omphalotaceae. The transcript has 2 exons. Bases 1 to 1476 code for a protein of 491 amino acids. Gene Ontology annotation, biological process: protein farnesylation. Gene Ontology annotation, cellular component: protein farnesyltransferase complex. Gene Ontology annotation, molecular function: protein farnesyltransferase activity.